This is a messenger RNA of Symbiodinium sp. CCMP2456, 1002 nucleotides long. The record is from the annotation of a GenBank genome assembly. NCBI's taxonomy places the organism in Eukaryota, Dinophyceae, Suessiales, Symbiodiniaceae.
GCAGCCUCCAAUCCAUCUUUACAGCACUCGCCGCCAGCGAUACGUUCCUUUCGACUUUCUACGGCCGCAUGCCUUUCGUCAUCGGCUGCGCCGACGCCGUGGCGGAGACGUGGACUCUGGAGGAUCAGCUGAAGCUGUUGCAGCCCGGGAGUUACCCCUCCUUCGCCGACAAGCCAGAACUGCAGAAGGAGGUCGUCAAACUGUCCGGCUACUCUCGCUUCACCCACUCGGCAAUCGGCCAGCUCAAGGCACACUCCUUCAUGGCACAAGACAGUGUGACGGCCGACAAGAAGGUGGCCGAAGAAACGUGCGAGAACCUCACUGACGAGCUUGUCAGGGAGCGUGUGAAGAACAGCACCUGGGUCUUAUCCAGUGGCAACUCGCUCUCCCCGCGCCUUGCCGAGGUCUGCCAGUCUUUGCAGUCGGCUUUCCAGCUUCCCUUCAUCACCCUGAACGUGUACAUCUCGCACCUGGACGCCCCCGUCACUGCGCCGCUGCAUACGGAUCGCUUUGACUCCUUCAUCAUGCAGACUGAGGGGCUCAAGCGCUGGCGGAUCUUCGGGACCAGCAGCGCGGUACCCCCGUGGCCGGUCAUGGAUGCCGGGAUGACGGACAGGGGGAAGGCCGGGGAUGUCCUCUACCUGGAGCAGGUUGGUGACAUGCUGAUCGACGAGACUCUUGCACCAGGUGAUGUUUUAUACCUUCCUCGAGGUUUCCCACAUGCCACCAGCACUUUUGGCCUGUCAGAUGAGGUGAAGAAGCGAGGGAGCCAGACAGGGUCCCCAUACUCGACGAGCCUGACCGUGAGCCUUUUGUUGGAGUCUGUGGGUCUGACUGUGGACAAGGCUUUUCGCUGUGCAGCAGGCAUGCACGAGGGCCGCAACCACCUCGGUCAGUGCUUCAGCGCUGAAGAGGUGCUGCGCGUAACACCCGAGAGACAGUCAAUGAGGGCAGUGCUGCCCCUCGGAUUCCUCGCCCGUGCCGUGGCGCCGGAGUUGAAAG